Debaryomyces hansenii CBS767 is the source of this 1509-nucleotide messenger RNA. RefSeq names its product glucose-6-phosphate dehydrogenase (gene ZWF1). Gene Ontology annotation, biological process: glucose metabolic process; pentose-phosphate shunt, oxidative branch. The transcript has a single exon. Lineage: Eukaryota; Fungi; Ascomycota; Pichiomycetes; Serinales; Debaryomycetaceae. The coding region runs from base 1 to 1509 and encodes 502 amino acids. Gene Ontology annotation, cellular component: cytosol. Gene Ontology annotation, molecular function: NADP binding; glucose-6-phosphate dehydrogenase activity. The record is from RefSeq and is a predicted model, not a curated record.
AUGUCAGUAGAACCAUUUGGUAAACACGUUACCAUUGUCGUCUUUGGGGCCUCUGGUGAUUUAGCUAAGAAGAAGACGUUCCCAGCAUUAUUUGGAUUAUUCCGUGAAGGAGAAUUGCCAUCAACGAUCAAGGUGAUUGGGUAUGCAAGAUCAGAAUUAUCAGAUGCUGACUUUAAGGAAAGAAUAUCAGCCAAUUUCAAGGGCGUUAAUGAUAGUAACAAGCAUAAGGUCGACGAAUUCUUGAACUUGUGUUCUUAUACUCAAGGUCAAUACGAUUCCGCAGAAGGUUUUAAAAAGUUGAAUGAGGAGAUGGAAAAGUAUGAAAAAGAUUCCGGUGUUGACAAACCUGAAAGAUUGUUCUACUUGGCUUUACCUCCAUCGGUAUUCGUCACUGUUGCAAGUCAUAUAAAGGAAAAUGCCUACACCAAAACUGGUGAGGUUAGAUUAAUUGUCGAAAAGCCGUUUGGUAAUGACUUGGAAUCUUCUAGGAAGUUGCAAAAGAGCUUGGCCCCAUUGUUCACAGAAGAAGAAUUGUAUAGAAUUGACCACUACUUAGGAAAGGAAAUGGUUAAGAACUUGGUAUUUUUAAGAUUUAGUAAUGAAUUUCUUAACGCUUCAUGGAACAAAAACCACAUCAAGUCGAUCCAGAUAUCUUUCAAGGAAGCUUUUGGUACUGAAGGUAGAGGUGGUUAUUUCGAUGAUAUUGGAAUUGUUAGAGAUGUCAUGCAAAACCAUUUGUUGCAAGUUUUGACUUUGUUAACUAUGGAAAGACCAGUCUCUAUUGACCCUGAAGCUAUCAGAGAUGAAAAGGUCAAGGUCUUGAAAGCAUUUGGUGAACUCGAAACUGAUGACAUCUUAUUGGGACAAUAUACUAAGUCCGAAGAUGGAACCAAACCAGGUUACUUAGAUGAUGACACUGUUAAAGGUGACUCCAAGUGUGUUACAUAUGCUGCACUUGGUAUGCAAAUCCACAAUGAAAGAUGGGAAGGUGUUCCAAUUGUUAUGAGAGCUGGUAAGGCUUUGAAAGAAUCUAAGGUUGAAAUUAGAAUUCAAUUCAAGGAAGUGGCUAAGGGUAUGUUCAAUGACAUUCAAAGAAAUGAAUUAGUUAUGAGAAUUCAACCAAAUGAAGCCGUCUAUAUGAAAAUCAAUUCUAAGAUCCCAGGUAUUUCUGCUGUUCCUUCUGUUACCGACUUGGAUUUAACAUACUCAUCUAGAUACUCUAAGGAAUUUUGGAUCCCAGAGGCUUACGAAUCAUUAAUUAGAGACUGUUACUUAGGUAACCAUGCUAAUUUCGUCAGAGACGAUGAAUUGGAUCUUUCAUGGAAGUUGUUCACUCCAUUGUUACAGCACAUCGAAUCAAAGGAUGGCCCAACACCUGAACCUUAUCCUUAUGGUUCUAACGGUCCAAAGAAUUUGAGACCUUUCUUAUCUGAUCACGGUUAUAACUUCUACGAUGAAGGCACUUAUGAAUGGCCUUUAACCACCCCAAAUGUUAAGGGUAAAAUGUAA